AUGAGACUGUAUUGGAAAUGUGCAGAGAAAAUGAGAUGUUUCCGGAAGCGUUCAACUAUUCCACUGCUAGCUUUCCUUGCAAUUUGUCUCCUUUGCCUCAAUCUGUUUUUGGAAGAGGACAGAUAUGUCAUGGAAGGAGAGCGGAGACUUUCUAGAGAAAUGACUUCCCAUCAACUUAACUCUGAAAAAUAUGUCCAUACUUUCAAAGAUCUAACUAACUUUUCAGGAGCAAUAAAUGUCACCUAUCGUUAUCUUGCAGGUUUUCCUAUAUCUAGAAAAAAAUAUUUAACAAUAGGACUAUCAUCUGUGAAAAGGAAACGAGGUAACUACCUACUAGAAACCAUUAAAUCCAUUUUUGACCAAUCCAGCUAUGAAGAGCUGAAUGAAAUUAUAGUUAUUGUGCACUUAGCAGACUUUGACCUGUCGUGGUGUGAAAAUAUCGUCCAAGAUGUCUCCAGAAAAUUUGCCCAUCACAUCAUUUCUGGUCGAUUGAUGGUUAUUCAUACUCCUGAGGAGUACUAUCCUAGUUUAGAUGGCCUCAAAAGGAACUAUAAUGAUCCAGAAGAUCGUGUGAGAUUUAGAUCUAAACAGAAUGUAGAUUAUGCUUUUCUACUGAAUUUUUGUGCUAAUUUAUCAGACUAUUAUGUAAUGUUGGAAGAUGAUGUACACUGCUCUAAAAAUUUCCUAUCUGCCAUUAAAAAAGUAAUUACCUCAAGAGAAGGCUCCUACUGGGUGACACUAGAGUUUUCCAAGUUAGGAUAUAUUGGAAAACUCUACCAUUCAUGUGACCUCCCACGACUGGCACAAUUUUUAUUAAUGUUUUAUCAGGAAAUGCCAUGUGAUUGGUUACUCAUUCAUUUCCAAGGAUUGCUUGCCCAGAAAGACAUCAUAAGGUUCAAGCCUUCUUUAUUUCAGCACAUGGGAUAUUACUCCUCCUUCAGAGGAACUGAAAACAAACUAAAAGAUGAUGACUUUGAAGAGGACUCCUUUGAUAUUCCUGACAAUCCACCUGCAACUCUUUGUACAAACAUGAACGUGUUCGAACACUAUGAUCCCAGUAAAGCAUACAGCAGUGUUGACGAAUACUUCUGGGGAAAAUCAACUUCAGCUGGAGAUUACUUUAUUAUUGUACUUGACAAACCUGCUAAAAUUGAUAAACUGAAAAUCCAAACAGGCACAGACGACAGACAAAAUGACAUCUUGCAUCAUGGAAGGCUGGAGGUUGGCCAAAACUUGCUGAUAGUGAAAAAGGAAAAGCAGUGUUCUAGCUACACCAUACUUGGGGAAUUUCAACAUGGAAAUAUUGAGAUAAAGAAUAUUGGUCACAAGGUUAAAUUUGACAUUCAUUGCAUCCGAAUACUGGUAACAGAAAAUCAGAAGGAAUGGCUGAUUAUUAGGAGUAUCAGUAUUUGGACCAGUCAGGCAUCCAUUUAG
Pristis pectinata (smalltooth sawfish) is the source of this 1434-nucleotide messenger RNA. RefSeq names its product mgat4 family member C (gene mgat4c). Lineage: Eukaryota; Metazoa; Chordata; Chondrichthyes; Rhinopristiformes; Pristidae. Gene Ontology annotation, biological process: protein N-linked glycosylation. The record is from RefSeq and is a predicted model, not a curated record. Gene Ontology annotation, molecular function: acetylglucosaminyltransferase activity. The coding region runs from base 1 to 1434 and encodes 477 amino acids. The transcript has 3 exons.